GCUUGAGAGCAAAGGGAGUUCAAUGUCAUAACUUGUACAGAUUUGGAUUCUCAAAUGAAAGGGUUACUUUUGGCCACAGUUCGCUUAGAAUUUUGUAAAAAUGGGACAUAAAUCGUUAGCUGAGAAUAUUAGCUUCUCAAAGCAGUCUGCACAACGUUCUGCGAUGUUAUUCAUAGUAAUUCAUAGCACGAAUUCAUCGCGAAAAAACAAUCACCGUGAAGUCAAAGGAACUGAGGUUUGCCAAUCCAUUUACUUCGAUUCAUUCGCCCCUGAUCCAUGGAAACUCUUUGAAACUAAGUACUUAAUGCUGCCUGGCAGGCAAACUAACGCAAUCUCGACACGAGCAAAGCUAAAUGGAAAUGAAAAUGAAAAACCGAAUUGAAUUUACCUUGCCUUUGACUAUUUCGACACUUGUGCGGUGCCACGCCCACUUUUGUGGAUCAGCAAAUGUGCCAAGUGUUUGCGGAUACACUGGGAGAAAUAUGUAAUUGCAAGGCAUAAUACUUUCAUUUGAUUAUAGCACAUAAGCUGAUUAGGUGACUUCAAAUCCCUUUAUAGUCCCACUUCUUACUGCUGUUUAUAAAAACUAAUUUAAUAUUAAGACUCAUAUUAAACUGAAAUGUAAUAUAUUUUCUCUCUGUUUCCUGGCUGAUGGCUUUCCCUGCGUUCAAUGACGAAUGCCGACUUGGCGAUGAUGACUUCUUCUUUACACGACAUUUAAUUGAGAAAUAAUUGAAUAGGUCGCGUCAAGUGUUUGUUUGGCGUUUGGCGUUUGGCUGGCUGAGGUCUGGGAUGUGGAAAAUGGAAUACGGAUGUGCCAUAUAUGCUGGAAUAUGGUGAAAUAUGGUGGCUCCGGGGGGAUUCGGGGAUUGGGCUUGGAUUCCCGGAGAGGUCUGGCUUUUGGGCGAAAUUAGCUUUGUCAAAUGCGGCUGACAUGGGCCGUGUUGAGUGGUGCGGAAAGGUCUAUUGCAGCGUGAAAACGCCACUGCGAGUUGUUUAAUGAAGUAUCACAGUCGGCGGAGAAAGUCGAAGACCCUUCGAUGCCUCACUUCCCAAUCUCCAUGUGCGAUUUGCGAUUUCCCACCACGGAAAACAAAGCCCAUGGAGGCAGUCAAAGGAAAGGUGGAAAAAACACACACGGCCACAAAGGCGAAUACACGUGUGAUUGCAAUCUCCAGCAAUCGUCCUUCAGUUGGGCGCAGAGUGGGCGGGUCCUGAGUCCUGUAUCCUGUAGCCUGUAUCCUGCAUCCUGGGAACUUGUCGCCCUGCGCAGUCAGCCGCGCACUUAUAAUUGCAGUUGCAGUUUAGCCGAUUUCAUUGUGGAUAGAGAACUGCAUCGCUUAAUCAGGCAAAUGAAGAAGGUGCAAGUAAGUAGAUGGAAUGUAUGCGAAAGUAUACAGAAAUUACCAGAAGAAUAUUGCAUGCUAAUUGCUUUAUAAAGUAUAUUCCACAGAAACAGCUCAAAAUUGCAGUUUACAAAGGAAAGUUUAGCUGAGGAGCACAAUAAUUGCUUUUCACCUCUCCAACAAUCUAGAGCAGCAGAAUAGGUCACAUAAUUACCUAACUCUUUAUCCUACCAAUCCCGGUCUCUAUCUAUACAUCCACCAGCAGGAAAAACACCAGACACCAUUCAUUAAAUAUGAUUUUCAUCUUAAUCGCGCUGUUUACCGAAACGUGACUGUAGAUCACAACUGCCCAGUCACUCGACCAUUCAUGAACUUGAACUCGCAUCCCAGUGCAGGUGUACUCGAAUUAUGGAACAUUUUGAGACACAGCAUCGUUUUAGAGUUUUUUAAAGACUCCGAUUACGUCACACCAGAUGUUCCCGCGCUGACAGCAAUUAUAGCGGCCAGUAGACGCAUUUUCCAUGAAUUCUAGGCUAGUGCCAAUGCCGCUUCGAGAACUGGUUUCCCUAGUCUUCCCAGAGCGAUCUAUAAAACAGCCGUGUUCACUGGUGAACUGUGUCCACUAACAAACCUAAAGCUGUCGCAUACGCAAUGAAUCACUUGAGACUGGAGAUCAUCUGCUGGAGCUGCCUGCUCAUUAUGAUGGCUGCUGGGACGGAAGCGGCUUCGGUUUGGAAGCUACCCACCGCGGAAAUGGUCUACGAGGAUCUGGAAAGGUGUCGCCAAGAGGGCCAGGAAGAGGAUGCAGCCACCCUGAGGUGUUUGGUGAAGAAACUGGGACUGUGGACGGAUGAGAGUGGCUACAAUGGCAGGCGGAUAGCGAAGAUCUUUGCCGGGCACAACCAGAUGGAGGAACUGAUGCUGGUGGUGGAGCACUGCAACCGGAAGGAGCGGGACACGGGCCACCUGGAUGACUGGGCCUUCCUGGCCUACAGGUGCGCCACUUCCGGCCAGUUUGGCCAUUGGGUCAAGGACUUUAUGAGUCAAAAGGAAGCGGAACAAUGAAAUACAAGUGUGAUGGAAAAUAAAGUUAAUGCGUAUCUAA
This is a messenger RNA of Drosophila yakuba, 2451 nucleotides long. RefSeq lists its product as uncharacterized. Lineage: Eukaryota; Metazoa; Arthropoda; Insecta; Diptera; Drosophilidae. The transcript is spliced from 2 exons. Gene Ontology annotation, molecular function: odorant binding. The record is from RefSeq and is a predicted model, not a curated record. The coding region runs from base 1998 to 2411 and encodes 137 amino acids.